Calliphora vicina (urban bluebottle blowfly) is the source of this 2680-nucleotide messenger RNA. It is a transcript of the gene dco, whose product is annotated as discs overgrown. Gene Ontology annotation, cellular component: cytoplasm; nucleus. Gene Ontology annotation, molecular function: protein serine/threonine kinase activity; ATP binding. The transcript is spliced from 3 exons. The record is from RefSeq and is a predicted model, not a curated record. Bases 553 to 1872 code for a protein of 439 amino acids. NCBI's taxonomy places the organism in Eukaryota, Metazoa, Arthropoda, Insecta, Diptera, Calliphoridae. Gene Ontology annotation, biological process: positive regulation of proteasomal ubiquitin-dependent protein catabolic process; peptidyl-serine phosphorylation; positive regulation of canonical Wnt signaling pathway.
UUCGUAUUUCGAAAUUCCACACAAUUUUUUCACACGACAGAGCAAAAUGGCGAACGUAAAAUUCAUAGCACACGGAAAUUAAAAGAAAAAAUCUAGUUUUUUUUUAUUUUAACAAAAUUCUUAAACCAAUUUUUGCAAUUAAAACCAAUACAUAUUAAAUACCAAAAAAAUAAAAGAAAACUACACAAAAAAAGUAAGUGCCAACGAAAAUGCAAAAGUGUAAUAUGAAAAUUUAAAAAAAAAAUGUAGCUCUUGAAUAAGUAAAAAAAGCAAUAAAAGGUGAAGAUUACAAAAUCAAUAAAGGAAAUCAUAUAAUCAACCCCACAACAUCUCCUCCGUCGUCGUCGUCAUCAUCGCUUUGGUCAAAUACAACACAUAACAGAAAUAAAUAGUAGAAGCAAAAUCUCUAGAAAUUUAACAAACAACAUAAAGUUGUUAUAAAAACAAAAACCGUAGAAAACUAAAACACACUUGGAGAAUAGAAAAAAGAAUCACGCCUCGUCCUCCUCCUUCCCUUUGCAAAAACAAACCAAACACACACACACAGACACAAUGGAGUUACGUGUCGGUAAUAAAUAUCGCCUUGGUCGCAAAAUAGGCUCUGGUUCAUUUGGCGAUAUCUAUCUGGGCACAACAAUUAACACAGGCGAAGAGGUGGCCAUUAAAUUAGAAUGUAUACGCACCAAACACCCACAGUUGCACAUUGAAUCAAAAUUCUAUAAAAUAAUGCGUGGCGGCAUAGGGAUACCGCGCAUAAUUUGGUGUGGCAGCGAGGGUGAUUACAAUGUCAUGGUUAUGGAAUUAUUGGGUCCCUCAUUGGAAGAUUUAUUCAAUUUUUGCAAUCGACGCUUCACACUGAAAACCGUGCUGCUAUUGGCCGAUCAAAUGAUAUCACGCAUCGAUUUCAUACAUUCGCGUGAUUUUAUACAUCGAGAUAUAAAACCGGACAACUUCCUAAUGGGCUUGGGAAAGAAAGGCAAUCUCGUAUACAUAAUUGACUUUGGUCUGGCGAAAAAGUUCCGUGAUUCAAGAACCAUGAAACACAUACCGUAUCGAGAGAAUAAGAAUCUUACGGGCACCGCAAGAUACGCAUCGAUCAAUACACAUUUGGGCAUUGAACAGUCGAGACGUGAUGACUUGGAGUCGCUGGGCUAUGUGCUCAUGUAUUUCAAUUUGGGAGCACUGCCCUGGCAGGGACUGAAAGCCGCCAAUAAACGACAAAAGUAUGAGCGUAUUUCGGAGAAGAAACUAUCCACUACGAUCAUUUCCCUGUGUAAGGGCUUCCCUAGUGAGUUCAUAAACUAUUUGAAUUUCUGCCGCCAAUUGCAUUUCGAACAGCGUCCCGACUACUGUUAUUUGCGCAAACUGUUCCGCAAUCUGUUUCAUCGUUUGGGUUUCACAUACGACUAUGUCUUCGAUUGGAACCUACUGAAGUUCGGUGGACCCCGCAAUCCUCAGGCCAUACAACAGGCUCAGGAUGGCAAUAAUGGUCAACAGCAACAGGAUGGCAACGGCCAACAGCCACCGCAGCAACAGACGACCCAGCAACAGCAUCAGCACAGUCAAAAUCAAAUCAGCAGUACCGUGGCGACCGUGGGCGCCAGUGGCACUCAACAGCUGAUGAGCAGCGGUGGUGCAGGCGGUCAGACACUGGUUAGCAGUAGUGCUGGCAUGAUGGGCGCAGGCUCCCAAAUGCUGGUAGGCGGAGGCACUGGUGGCAACGGCGGCCUCACAAUGGAUGACUCAAUGGCAGCCACGAAUUCAUCUCGUCCUCCCUACGAUACACCUGAACGUCGUCCCUCGAUUCGCAUGCGCCCUGGUGGUGGUGUACAGCCGGGCGGCGUUGUCACCGACAUAAGAAAUGCAAAAUAAUAUCUUAUCUUUUAGAUUAUUUCUUUCUUGCUAUCACUCUAUCGUAUAUGUUUUUCUUUUUUACUUGCGUCUCUAUGUUUAGAAAAGAAAACACACUGAUUUGGAAACAAAUAGCACGCGCGUGUGUGUCUGUGUGUGUAUGUCGUCGCCCUAGUUUGUAGGAACUUGUAUAUUUUUUUAGAUGUUUUUUUUUUAAUUUCAUUAUUAUAACAAAAUGCAAUUAUAAGUUUGCCUUUUUUUUCUUAGAAUUUAAAGAAAAAAAUUCGUUUCAUAAUUUCUCAUCAUCACCAGCAACCAUCAUCAGAAUUUAUAAGAAUUAUUUUUUGUUAAAUAAUGAGAUGAAGAUUUAAUUUUGUAGAGAGAAGAAUAUGAAAAAACCAUUAUUUAGGAAUAGAAUCAUUUUGUUUUCGAUUAUUAAAAAUAAUAAUUUUUAUUUAAAAAAGAAGAAGAUUAAGAAAAACAUUUAUAGAAACCCGGAGAAAAAGUGUGGCUUGCUUUUAAUAUGACGUCUACUCUAAGAAUUUGUAAUUUCUAACAAUACAACUUAAAGGGGAGUAAGAAUCUAAGCGAGUUGAUUUUUUCUUUUGCUUUCUCUUCUCUUAACAAUAUUAAUAAAAUAUCUUCUGUUAAACAUAAACAAAAAAUAAACUAAAAUUUUUUUCCUUAACAAAAAACGAAUAUAAAUUAAAUGUUAUGCUUUAUUUUGAAAUGAACAGAAAUAUACUAUAAAUACCACAUAUAACUUACCUUAUGAUUAUUGUAAUUUUAUACAAAUAAAUGAAGUUUAAUUAUAAACAAAAACAAAAAA